UCGAUAUUAAGGUUAAACAGAGCCUGGAAUUCAUUAAUUAUAUGUUUUUUUUAGAACUUCAUGGAAUUAAUCCUCUUGGGUGAUAAUUUAAUAUUUCCAAAAAUACAAAUUGAUAGUUGCGCGUCGAGAUAAUGGAGAAUACGCUAUUUGCGAAUGUUAAGAAGCUUUACGAUCACAAGCUUUACGAGUGCGUGAUUCCAGUGGCCAAGUUGCUGAGGACGGUGCUGCAGAAUGAUCGCAACAUUGCCACCUUGGAGCUGGAGUACCAGGUGCAGCUCUACCUCAACAUUUCACUCUACAAGGAACGCCAAGUUCGGGCGGCAUUGCGCUCCUUUGACGACAUGAUCCACCAGCGGAGGUUAAUGGUGCGCCACAAGAACGCCUGUCUGCUGGCCAUCGAGAGUGUCUAUCCGGAGUUUAAAGAGGUGGAGCUGCGGCGACGAGCCGCCGAGUGCUACCGUGAGAUCGGGAAUCCCGGCAUGGCCAUAGCCACGUUGCUCGAGGUGCCGGUGAAGUCGCGCACACCCCGCAUCAACCUGUUGCUGGCCAGGCUGAAUCACCACGGAUCCGGACCUGGGUGUCCCAACAAGGCGGAGGCCCUGCACGCCUACAAGGAGGUCGUCCGCGAGUGUCCCAUGGCGCUGCCAAUGAUCCAGGCCCUCCUGGAGCUGAAGGUUGACGGCAACGAGGUCAACUCGCUGGUGAUGCACGCUGCCACAGUGCACGAGAACGGAAACAUUGACUGGCUGAGCACUUGGAUCAAGGCCCUCGCCCAGAUGUUCGACUGCCAGCAUCUGGAUGCGGCACGCACCUUCCAGCGGCUGCACGACUCCACCCCGCUGUACGGCAACGAGAUCCUGAUGGUUGCGCUGGGCAGGUGCCUCUACUACCACGGCCACUACUCCCAAGCGGAGCAGCUCUUCGCCACGACGGUCUACGGCCAUCCGGACAACUUGGAGGCCAUCGGACUGCUGGCCGUUGUCCGUGGGCAGGAUGGUGGUCCGGGAGGUCACGGCUGUCAGGGGGGUCAGAGCAGGCAGGACAUGGAUCGUUUGUACGCCCAGGUGACCCGAGAACGUAGAUACUCAGCCGACCACUGGUUCAUCCAUGCGCACGCCAUGUACGAUGCGGAAAAGUUUGAGCAGGGUUUAAAUUUCGUGAAGCAGUGCUUGGAGUCGGAACCGCGACACCAGGAGGCACUAAUCCUGCGCGGCCGGCUGCUCAUCGCGACGGAGCAGCACAAGCCGGCGGCGGAGGCCUUUCGCCUGGUCCAAGCUGUCGCACCCUAUCGAUUCGAGAUCUACAGGGAGCUCUAUCGCAGCUACUUGGCCCAGAAGCGAUUCAAGGAGGCCCAGGCCAUCUGCAACUGGACACUGCGCACCUUCCAGAAUUCGUCCAGGGCCCUCACGAUGUUUGGUUCCACUCUCUUCGCCUCCCCGGAUCCAAAGGUGAAGCAAACUGCCCGCAAGUUUGCCGAAAAGUCCCUGAAGAUCGACCCCAACUACACGCCGGCAGUGACCCUUAUGGCCGAUAUCUGUCAGUUCGAGGGCGCACCCAAGGCGUCCAUCAAGCUGCUGGAGGAUCACGUCUCACUCUUUCCGCAGGCGAAUCUGUUCACGCAUCUCGGAGAUAUGCUGCGAAGCGAAAAGGAACCCAUCAGGGCGUUGGAGUAUUACUACAAGGCAUUGGGUAAGGAUCCCAAAUGCGAGCGAACUUUGCGGGGAAUUAGUUUGCUGCAGGUUUCCAACUCGUUCAUUGUUUCGUCUAUUCUGGACGAAAGUGGCGCCACCAAGGUGGAAAGCGCACAGUCCACUGGUGGAUCGGCCACCCCGAAUCUGGAGUGGAUGGGUGCAGAUUGUGCAGAGAUCUCCCGAGAGACAUCCUCCUCACCGGCCGCCAGAUCUGGCCAGGAUGUCGAUGACGAUGGCGAUGUCCCCGUUUGGCACGAUGUCGAUACGGAUAUGAUUAACUGAUUAACGAUCAAUAACAUCGAGUCACCACAGUCGGGGAACUGUUUUUUCUUUCUGUAAAUAAUUUCAAGGAGCUUUGGUUUUUAAUAAACUUA
Molecule: messenger RNA, 2065 nt
Organism: Drosophila gunungcola (fruit fly)
Lineage: Eukaryota; Metazoa; Arthropoda; Insecta; Diptera; Drosophilidae
Gene: APC7
Product: anaphase-promoting complex subunit 7
Exons: 5
Coding region: 132-1973 (613 amino acids)
Biological process (GO): cell division
Molecular function (GO): protein binding
Source: RefSeq, a predicted model, not a curated record